Messenger RNA from Strongylus vulgaris, 198 nucleotides. Lineage: Eukaryota; Metazoa; Nematoda; Chromadorea; Rhabditida; Strongylidae. The record is from the annotation of a GenBank genome assembly.
GACGACAGAUGGACACUAAAAACUCUAGAAUGGAUCCCUCGCGAAGUAAAACGUCCUCGAGGGAGGCCAUCGAUCAGAUGGGCUGACGUGUUCGUGGCACGGAUGGACCAGCUGAAUUCUCAGUUGGUAACGAGUAAUGGAUAUGGACCUCGCGAACGUCGCCGCCGCACCUCAAUACCAACAUCGUGGAUGAGCUAG